AUGUUUAACGAUCGAAAACUAGCCGGCACUGGGCACGGGUUCGUGAAGGCGUACAGUAACAAUUGGUUGUCGCAGCUGGGAGCCGUGUACAAAUAUGAGUCACCUAAGGAUGUUCUACGUAAACCGAACCACCAACACCGGAAGAUCGCUAUAUACAGCAUCCUGGCGAUGGCGUUUGUCGCUUUUUUUACACUUUUCAUGAUUGUCCACGAAGCGGAACGAAAAUCGCGCCAAAUCCUGAUCGAUUCAAGCUUCACCAAUGAAACGGCCAUCGAACCAAGUGCUGGCGGGUACAACACGAUUCUCACCACACCUCUAUCGUCCGAAAGAUCAUCUUCCGGAAACAAUACAUCCCAGGAGGGAGACGAAACCACCUCCAUGAAGCGAACACGUCGGCUACGAUAUUAUGGGGCAGAACAAAAGCCAACCACACGACGAACAACCACCACCACUAGACCAACAACGCGCACGACACCUCGCGUAGUAACUACGACCAAAUGUCCAUUGUCCGAACAGAACCCGGAUGGAAGCUGUGGUUACGAUUAUCCUAAACCCGAUAAUUCAUUUACCCUUCCGAACCGUGUCUCAACCACCACCACUACCACCCAGCGACCCACCACGACCACAACGCGACGAACAACGACUACUACCCGGUCCACCACUACACGCCGCACAACACCGCCACAGGAAUAUCUACCACCUUCGACCACUACAACGAGACGAACAACGACCACAACACGUCCCACCACGACCACGACGACGACGACAACCACCCCACGGCCAACCACGACCACGGUGAAGGGAUGCAGCGAUGCGGAGCUCAAUCCGGACGGUACCUGUGGUUACGAUUAUCCGAAACCGCCCAACCCACUCACACUGCCACCAAAGAUUCCGCCAACCGUCCGAACAACGCCAGCGCCCGAAUAUCUGCCACCGGAGGAAACGACCGGCUACUCGUACCCAAAGCCUGCCAUACCGUUUAACUUCUAGAAAC
This is a messenger RNA of Anopheles maculipalpis, 994 nucleotides long. Its product is annotated as salivary glue protein Sgs-3-like. Bases 1 to 990 code for a protein of 329 amino acids. The transcript is spliced from 5 exons. The record is from RefSeq and is a predicted model, not a curated record. Lineage: Eukaryota; Metazoa; Arthropoda; Insecta; Diptera; Culicidae.